CUACAAAGCGGCUUGUUCUGCUGAACGCAGCCAUUCGCUUUUGUUGCGCAUGCACUUUUACCGAAAUUUAAAUAGUGUAUACAAAACGUCCGACCAGAUGAGAAGGAAAGAUCAGAUGAGAUCAGAUUUUUGAUUCCACUGAAUUUCUGUUAUACAAGAGAGACAUGACAACAAGACUUCAAGAUUCCAAUAAACUACCGUCCGCACGUUGUCUUCGCGAUGUGUAUUCUCACGAUCUGCAAUUGUACAAGAACGUUCCGUUCGGGGAAUUAAUGCUGAACGAAUUGCAAGAACUGUGCAAGACCCGGCUCAUAGUUCUCACUUUGGUGGAACGUAUACAUUUACAAAAACAAAAUGUAUCUGUAUCACAACGCAAAUCUGUCUUGGUGGAAAUGCUCCGCCAAAAAGGACUGGACGAAUUUGCAAGAUUGAUCAGUAGCUCGGGAUGUAAAUCGCAUACAGAUAUGGAUUUAUGUGUCAGAAGAAGAGAUCAUAUAUCUCAUUACAUAUUGAGAUGUGCAGUUGCCUUUGAUAAAUGUAAGAAGCGUUGGUUUUUUAAGCAAGAAGCAAGGCUGUUUAAGUGGAGAUUUUCUUCAUUGGAUAAUGAAGGAUUGAGACAGUUCAUGUAUAUUAACAAUUUUGAUUUUACACCUAUCAGCCAAAGCGAAAAAAAAGAUAUUAAGGAAUAUCUUGAAAUGUCGUCCGCAUUCAUUAAUGACGUUAAUAGCGCACAAUUUUACAAAAUAUCUUUCUGCUGUGUACCUAGUUUAAUUAAAAAGCGUAAAGUUCUCGUUAUAAACGGCGAAGCUUUUGUGCCUCAACAAGAAAUGAUGUUUGCGUUUGUUCCGUACUUCAAAGCGAUUCUAAUAUCACGUUUCGAGGCUGCGAGAGAAGCUAGAGCUAAUUUGUACAAUGAUGAAAGAUUUACCAAUAUUUUUGCUAAGUUAGAAAAAAUUAUUCAUAUUGAAAAUGCUCUGCUAGUACAAGACGCAAUUGUGAAAGAAUAUGUUUCGCUUGAUCAAUUAGAUGAGCUUUCAGAAAUCUCUUAUCCUCUCUGCAUGAGAGUGCUUCACAAAGCGCUGAGAAAGAAUCAUCAUCUCACUCAUGGCGGCAGAGUGCAGUACGGUUUGUUUCUGAAAGGUAUAGGAAUUUCGUUGUCAGAUGCGUUGAAAUUUUGGAAAAACGAGUUUACAAAAAUAAUGGACGAAGCCGCGUUCAAAAGAGAGCAUAUCUAUCAAAUAAAAUUCCUUUACGGAACGGAAGGUGGUAGACGAGAUUAUCAGCCUUACAAGUGUCGAAAAAUCAUGGAAUCGGUUGUCGGACCCAGAGACUGUCACGGAUGCCCUUUUAAACACAUGCCGAGUAACACACUUGAAAAUGAACUUGCUGAUUGCGGUUUCAACGCACCAGAAAGAUCAACAAUAAUGGAUUUAACGAAGGACGGCUUGUAUUCCGCAGCCUGUACCAAAUAUUACAACAUCAAACAUGAUUGUAUCCAGGAUACUUUAAUUGAACACCCGAAUAUAUAUUUUAACGAGAGUGUAAAACAUCAUCAUUUGUGUCACGAUGUAAAUCCGGAAGUAGAAGAUAUACGUUAAUUUAUUGUACAAGAAACAUCUGGAGAAAUUGGAACACACUGUUAGGACCGUUGCAAGAUAUAUUUGUUACUGUAAGUUUUGUAUAAAUCCUCUCUCUCUCUCUCUCUUGUAAGUAUACAUAGUUUAAGUUAAAUUAUAAUAUAUAAUAUUGUUUUUUGUUUGUUCAACGAAACUGUUUCUCGAGAUAAUCACAAGUCGUUACUCGAUUGAUAUUAUCCUUUGUUACUAACUUAUUAUAUAUUGCGAGUUUUUUUUAUUAAUUCUUUUUGCUUCAAAUCAGAUUGUCUUUAUUAUCGUGAAUGAAUGAAUAAUCACAUAAGCACGUUUGUAAUGAAAAACGAUGGUAAAAAGAUUUGACCGAUAUUUUGCGGUAAAGUUAAUUUUUAGUAUCUGUACAUUUUUUGUUUUUUUUUUGUUUUUUGUUUUUAAUAGAGCAAUACACUCAAGUGCCUUUCGAAACUUACGAAAAAAACUUAGAGCAUAACAAACAGUGCAUAUGAAAAAUACAAGUUUAUGCAAUAUAUUUUUUUUUUUUGUUUAGUAAAAAUACUCUCCGAGUUAAAUAUACACACAUAUUUGUUGUUUUAUAAUUAAAAAUGAUUUAAUUUAAAGACGCAAUUAAUUCGAUAAGUUUCUGUUUUUAUCCCUUUUUUUUUUUUUUUUUUUGUAACAAAAUAACGGCUUAACACAAAAAUAGAAAAUAUCACAUCCAAAAAUAUUGCCACGACACAACACAAUACACUUCACUAUGUUUCAUGAUGUUUAUUCUGUAGAUUACUGCGGCGAUACGUAAGUACCGAAUAAUAUAUAUGUUAUGUACAUUCACAAGUGAUAAAAGUAACGAGCGAUAUUUAUGUACAAGUACACCGAAUUAUAAACACUUAACACUCGUCAUACCUUAUACAUUAUUUAGUCAAUUCGUAACGUUGUACCGUUGUCUUGUUUAAAUGCUAUUUCAAGCAAAAAACUACACAAUCGAGGAGCACGGAAAUUUUUUGGCACAAUUUGUCCUUAAUAAGAACAAAAAAAAAAAAAAAACAAAAAAAAA
Molecule: messenger RNA, 2646 nt
Organism: Pseudomyrmex gracilis
Lineage: Eukaryota; Metazoa; Arthropoda; Insecta; Hymenoptera; Formicidae
Product: DNA primase large subunit-like
Exons: 7
Coding region: 165-1598 (477 amino acids)
Biological process (GO): DNA replication, synthesis of primer
Cellular component (GO): alpha DNA polymerase:primase complex
Source: RefSeq, a predicted model, not a curated record